UCGCUUUGACUUGUUUUUGCAUUUUAGCCCAACAUGGCUCAAGUUUUUUCCCUUUACAUCCACGGAGCGCUGGGGAAAUUAGAUAAAAGCGCACCCUGCCUUUGUUCGGGACAUCUUUUUAAAUAUUAACAAGUUGUCAUGUCAUAUCUGACUGGACGAGGAGAGCGUGGAGAACACUGGAGCUCAGAGGCCCAGCAUCGCUGUGACACACUCGGCUUCCCUGCCGGUGUUCGAGGCAGAGACCGUCCCGCUCCGGAGGGCGCCGGGGGCUGCGGGAGCGACCCGCACCGGAGUAUGUGCCAGAGAGCGGACGCCGUCCCCUCCUACAGGUCCCUCCCCGGGUCGGUGGGGGACCGCAUCAGGAGCACGAUGUGGUUCGGUGCCGGGACCAUGUGCCGAGGCUCCGUGUCCGCGGGACCCGGCAGGUCCGACGGGAAAGUUCGGUGUUGUGAGAAGUGCUCCGCGACCCUGGUUUCUCUGAAGAAACAAGCUCUGAGUCUGGCUGUUCACCAUCAAUUCUCCUGCAAGGACGCAAGUGACCUGUCAGCGUAUCUUUAUGACAGCCUUCGCGUACAUAGCCGCUCCACCGCUGAGUCUCGGGACAGAGAGAGGGAGCAGGGCCAGUGUUCAGCCUGUGGUACAAACCUGAACCAGCUCAAACAGGAGGCCAUCCACCUGGCUCUGAGCAGGGGUCAGUCAUUGGCUAAGCCUCCCUUUGAGCCCAGCCUCAGCACCGGCACGCUGCCGAGACAAAGUGAGACAAAGCACGGCGACAGAGCUCCGAGGGAACCUGAGAUGAAUGCGCAUCAACCAUACGGCCGGACCCACAGUCCUCACACUCCGCAGAGUCCCAGGACGCCUCAGAGGACCCCUCAAACCCUCAGACGGAGGGGGCCCAAACCCCCCCACUCUGAUAUGGACCGCUGGGUAGAGGAGCAGCAGCAUCUCGUCGCUUGUAAAUCUGUGUCCAAAGCUGAUACUGUCACCGUCCACUCUCCCCGUCAGGCUGCAGAUGAUGCAACCCUGGGCUGUGGUGGAGCUGGGACCGUGCAGACGACCUCGAAGAUCCCUCACAUCUCCAGGGUGGUGACCAUCGCCAACACUGCUGCCAUGUCCUUUUUGGCGAGGGCGGCCGAAAAGCUCAACCUGACAUUGAGGAAAAAAGGCCAGGCUUCUGAUCCAGCUCCUGCGCACUUCUCCACCUGCUUCAGGGAGAUCAUCCAGAAAAACCCACCACCCGUCCCCUCCUGCCUGCUCCAAGCUGCCACCAGAACCAAAGACUCACCCAAUGUUGGCAAGGUCAAGGUCGUGCUGAGGGUGAGCCCCACACUCUCAGGGGGCCCAGGCCAACCCCCUGUUCUCCAGAUUGACCCAUCCAGGAAAAGAGUCACCAUAAUUGAACCAGUCAGCAAAAGCCAAUCCCACACGACACUGAUACUGGGCAAGAAUGGCAGAAAUCAUCUGAAGACAUUCAACUUUGAUGCGGCCUACCCUCAAGAGUCCGACCAGGCUGAAGUGUGUGCAGGCGUCUUGGCUGACGUCAUCCGCUGUGUGCUCAGCGGCAGCGAUGGAUGCGUUCUCGGUAUGGGAUGCGCCGAUGUGGGCUCCUGGUCCAGCACGGUGGGGAGUGAUGGGAGCAUCCAGAAUCUCGGCCUCAUUCCCUGUGCCAUCUCCUGGCUGUACAGUUCCAUCGAGCGGCGGCGAGAGAAGACAUGGACGGAUCAGACCGUAUCCGUUUCUGCCAUCGAACUCUGCUGCGGCGAGGAGGACACACUGAGAGAUCUGUUGGGGGAGGUCGUUCCCCCAGUCGGCAACAUCCAGGACAGCCCAAGAGCCCGUGUUAGAGUCCAAGAAGAUCAGGUCUCCGGGAUACAACUACGUAACCACAAUCGGGUAAAGGCCCCCACUGCUGAGCGUGCAGCUUCUCUCCUGGACGCGGCCAUUGCAGCGCGUCGUCACAGUGACUUCAUUACUUACCUGUCCCACACCUCCAUCAUGUUCUUCACUCUCCAUGUCCAGCCCCCUCGGACCGAAAGCAGCACCAUAGGCAAAGGUUCACGGGGCUGCACAAAGUUGACCUUGAUAGAUGUGUGUAGCGGUAUGAGGGGUAUGAGCAAAACUAAACCUCCUCAUUUUGAACUGGGCUCUGUGGUCCUGUCUCUACUAAGUGGACAUAAAACAACCCCCAGCAAGGGUAGUAAGCUGACUAUGCUCCUCCGAGAGUCCUUGGGCCAUAUGAAUUGCCACACCACUGUGAUGGCUGAAGUUGCGGAUUCGUUGGCACACCUUCAAGAGACCUUCUCUGUCAUCCAGCUGGCUUCUCGCAUUCGCAAAACACAGAAAAGGACAAAGCAAUCCACCUCAUGCUCUCCUUGCGGGAGGAGUUUAACUCGAGAAAAGAGAGCGCCUCAGUCCUUCUCCCUGCGGGCCUUCCACUCCACUGAUGAGGUUGAUGUUGACACCCAUCCUUACCGUCUUCGUGGUGAACUAGAUGAACAUUCCAGCAGCGAGCAGUCCUGUGACACAGUCAUCCAGAUAGACUCCGAUGGCUUCAUCCACUCCAAAGCUGCCCCGAGACUGACACAACCUGAUUUUGUACCUAUCAUACCUUCUCUGAAUCCUAACAAAGCUCACUUGGAUGACCCUGAGUUUACCGCUCUCCUGCAAGAGCUUCUGAGAAUUCCUCAGCUGCGGGGAGAGAAGAAGGAGGAAACUGUACAAGGUAACAUGGAACUGCUCAAAGCAGACAUGAAGCCGCCAGAGAGGGAUUGUCUUAAAUGUGAAACAUUUGCUGAGCUUCAGGAGCGUUUGGGCUGUAUCGAUGGAAGUGAGGUGCUAUUGGAGGUGCUUAAGUCUGCUUCAAAAGGCCCUUCUGUUAAUAACGUCACAACCAAGUCACAACCCCAGAAAGAAGCAGGGAAGCAGAUGGACGCAAAAUCAUCAGAAACACCCAAGCCAUUGAAUCAGGGGCUAGGCUGCAGUCAGAACUCUGAUGGAGAACGACAAACAGAUGCAGACAGUUUUCAGAGAGAGGAUUCCGGCCUGUAUGACUGUGAGGAGUGCAGUGGAACCAGUUCCAGCGAGGAGCUUUUGAAUCAAACUCUUAGUCUGAGCAUGACCUGUUGCUCUUCUCUUCCCAACACUGGAACGCUUAAGUCAGGUGAUAAGUUUCCUGCUCAGCAAGGUAUUGCUGUCAUAAAUCCCCUUAAUCCUCAGCCUUCAGGAAAACAGGAGAGUCCUGGAAGUGCUGAAUGGUUCAAACAAGUCAAAAGGACCUCACCAGUUGGCAAAAGCUCCCCCAUAUCUCCUUCCUCUUCCUCCUCUUGCUCCUCUUCACACUCCCUGGCUACCAGUGUUAUACAUGGGGAUGUUUUACCUAAUUGUCCCACAGGAGAUGGUAGAGAAAUGAAGGCCACCAUCACAGUAACUGUUCAACAGCCACUGGACCUUAAGGGACAAGAUGAACUGGUAUUCUCAAUGGUAGAGGAGGUGACCAUAAGUGGAGCAUUGAACAGAGGGAGGACAGGUGGAAAUAUUAUUUAUAUAAGAGACGCUGCCGAGUCCCAGGCACGUGCUCAACGCUCUGCCGGCUCCCAACCAAUCAGGAUCAUUAGCAAUGUAAGUGAAGAACCUGUAACCACAGGUUCCUCCAGUACAACUGAAGGCUCUGUUGUGCAGCCUUUAGCCACAGAGGACAAGCCCCAGAAUCAAUUCAGAAGGGAAAAAGGAUUCUUGCCUUCAUUUAUUAAUCCCAUGUUGGUCAGUACAGAUUGUAUUUUGGAUGUUGGUAGUGAAAAAGGAAAUAUCCAUAAUAAUAACACAAGAGUCAAGUCAGGAUCUGAGCUUAAAAUAAAUAAUGUAAAAUCUCCAGGACAGGAGACUCUUGAAAAGAGAAGAGACGCUUUUGCCUCUGAAACACAGGUCGAACAAUCUUACAAGGUUUGUGACUCACCUUGUAGCAAACCUUUUUCAGUGCCAAUGGUGAUGGAAGAUUCAGCUUUCUGCAAUGAGACUGCUGACAACAAAAUGAUUGGAAAGAGACCAAGAAACACAGACAGGAGACACCCUAGAGACAGGGAACAUGUUUAUUCCACUAAGUCUAAAGGGUGCUCAGAGGGGGGAGAAAUCAUCUCCAAACAUGUUGGAAAUGCACCCAAGAGAAUUGGUGUUUCACCUGGUUGCCAGGAAACUGCCCAUGCUUCCUGUAAAACAGAUAGUUUGCCUAGAGGCUGGCAAGACGCCAUCCACCAGGACUGCCACAUGGCCGACCACCACAGAGACCCAAGGGGGGUGACAUCAUCCACCCCAUGUAGCCCAGGGGUAACUCUGGAGAGGAGGCAGGGCAGACAGAACUCCUCAGUGAAACACAGCCUCCAAUGCUCCUCUCCUUGGAAAUAUGGAGCAGAGUAUAAACAGGAAGCAGGUAACACCUCCAGAAAGGGUGUUGGAUCUUUGCUUGAGAACUCAAGUCUAAGAAUGAAACAUGAUGAAAUAAGUGGGAGGUUGCAGUCACCCAUUGAGAACAGCGGCAGGCUUUUCAGUGCCAAAUUGGAGCAGCUGGCUGGCAGGACAAAUUCCCUUGGGAGAGUCCCAAGAGACUUCCCAACACUGAACAGAGGCAGCAGUAACACCUCUAUGAGCUCGAAGGGGAGCUCCAAGGGAAGCAUUGAAGGGGCUUGUAAGAGAGGUAAAAAAGACAAUAAUGAGGGACAUUGUACUUUACCACGGGCUAGCAGGAGUCCCAGAAGGACUCAUCGGUCUGACGCGAGUCAUCACUUCUAUUCUGAAAACCCAGCUCCUCAAUCUGUCAAGCAUUCUCAUCACAAGCUCUCUGCUGUUGGGAAACUUAAGAUAGCUUCCCCCAAAGUCCGUCGACUGUCUGCCUCCAGCAUCAAGAACCUCAGUCUGUCCCACAAAGGCAUACGUCAGUCCACCAGUCGCAGUGCCAGUCUUUCCCCAGACAGUAAAACGGUUAGCUUUGAGCGAACAUCCUCCUUUCUCCCUUCUUCCCCUCCACAGUCUUAUCAAUCCAUCAGUCGGACUCCAAGCCAGAGCUCCACAUGUUCAUCCACAAAAUCUGUCAUCCAGGGGUUUGUCAACGGUCGGCUCUCAGACCUACCUUUAGGAGGAGUGGACGAAAUGACCAGUUUUCUCUCACCAUACAAUCAGAUGACUGCUCCCCGCACGCCUGAUCACCUGAGUGGGCAUGCGAGUGAUACCACAAGUGUGUUGAGUGGUGAUUUGCCACCAGCAAUGGGGAAGACAUCCCUGUAUUUCUCUCACAGGAAUAGUUUGGUGAGCAGUGGCUAUGACAGCAUGUUGAGGGACAGUGAAACCACCGGUAGCAGCACCUCAAACAGAGACUCCGUCAGCGACAGGAGCAGCUCUCAAGUUAGCGUGGCUCGCAGCUCCAGAUCGUCUCGAAGGAAAGGCACUACAGGAACUCACCAGCGUCGUCCUGCCCAAGAUACAGCCUCAUCCCUGAGACGCUCGGCCAGUGGUCUGCGCUCUCGCUGGGUGGAUCUAGGAAUCCCAGAGGCCUAUGAGAUCAAGGUCUAUGAGAUCGACAAUGUGCAGAGGAUGCAGAAAAGAGCAGGUGCUGGCCAACAGGGCCCGGCUCACUUCAGCGCCAAGCUCAAGUCUUUGGAGCACCGUUAGCAGAGGAGGUCAGAUGUCCGAGCCAAAUACAACAACCUGAGGGGAGAGCUGGAGCAGGUCAAACACCACCUCAUGCCGGAGCCUACAAAAUGGAACGGAGAUUUUGACCUGUGGUAGACGUUCGAGGUGGACUCCCUGGAGCACCUGGAGGCCCUCGAGGUGGUGACAGCUCGGCUGGAGAACAGAGUCCAUUGCUGAAAGGCCAAUGUCGUGAUGGUCACCUGCUUCGAUGCUGCCGCCACGACACGGCGCAAGAGACGCCAAAAAACGCCAGAGCAGAGGACCUUCAAGGGAAUCUGAGUUGAAUGGCGAGAACAGAGACACAUUUGAUGAGGCAUCUCUUUUCCUCAGACGCUUACGUAUCAUCAGUUGAUUUCUAUUCAUUUAUUUAUUAUCAUAUAACACUAAAAUCGUUGUCCCACUGACUGUCUUGUCGGUAACACACACUUUAUGU
This is a messenger RNA of Platichthys flesus (European flounder), 6112 nucleotides long. It is a transcript of the gene kif26bb, whose product is annotated as kinesin family member 26Bb. Gene Ontology annotation, biological process: microtubule-based movement. Gene Ontology annotation, molecular function: ATP binding; microtubule binding; microtubule motor activity. The record is from RefSeq and is a predicted model, not a curated record. Lineage: Eukaryota; Metazoa; Chordata; Actinopteri; Pleuronectiformes; Pleuronectidae. The transcript has 15 exons.